GUGUGUGGCGGACGAGGAGCAGCCAGCGAACAAACCGAGACGUCCUUUUUAGAACAGCGUCACCACACGUACUCGGAUACUCUGCUCAUCUGGCAUCGCAGUGACAUUCAUUGACCGGCGGACAUCACUUUUGUCGGGAUGUUCUGGAUGUGAACAUGGAGUUUUCCUCCCCUCCGGUGGUGGAUACGCUGCUGUUCCUUCUCCGCCCGUGCAGUCCUCCCAGCACCGCUGACUGGUUUCCAGCCGCCUCCGCCACACAGGUGAGCAGGUCUGGGACAGCGGAGAGCCGGUGGGCGGGUCUGGAAUCCCCGGAGACUGCAGGCUUGGUACCCGCUGGACAGCAGAGCACCUGACAGACAGCUCCAUGCUGUCCCCCCUCCAUCCGGACCAUGGCGGCUCUGUGGUGUGGCCCCAGAGUUCAUCCUGCUCCUCCUCCUCUCAGGGCCUCCAACGGCCGCUACGCUGCCGCCCUCCCCCAAUCAGCGGGAGCAGCGUUGGCCCCAACCCCACCUACUACCACGCCGUCUAUGACGUCCGGGUGGACCAGUACAGUGAAGUGCCCUUUACCGGCGGAGGUGGUGGCUAUGGGGUGCGAUCUGGCCGGGGCUCCUUGUCCCUGGUUACCAGCAGCAACGACCCCACAGUCCCGCUGAUCCGCCGGAGGGGAGGAGUGAUCGACCACCGUGAUGUCAUCCUGGCCCACCAGGCACACAAGCUGCACAACACGCCGCAGGCCAGGAGGAAACAGUGGGAAAUGGCGCGUUUUGGAGACGAGCUACCCAACAGGUAUGGAGGAGGAGGAGGAGGAGGUGGUGGUGGCGGUGGUGGCGGGGGUGCCGGCGGACAAGGGGGGCCCGGCCGCGGCGGCAGCAGGCAAGGGGGGCCCCCCGGAGGGCAGCGGAUGUACAAGCAGUCGAUGGCCCAGAGAGCCCGGACCAUGGCCCUGUACAACCCCAUACCCGUCCGGCAGAGCUGCCUAACGGUCAACCGCUCCCUCUUCCUCUUCAGCGAAGACAACCUGGUGAGGAAGUACGCCAAAAAGAUCACCGAAUGGCCUCCAUUUGAAUGGAUGAUCCUUACCACCAUCAUUGCAAACUGCAUCGUCCUGGCUCUGGAACAGCACCUUCCUGAUGGAGACAAGACGCCUCUGUCUGAACGACUGGAGGAGACAGAGCCCUACUUCAUAGCCAUCUUCUGUUUUGAAUCGGGGAUAAAGAUCCUGGCUCUGGGUUUUGCGUUACAUAAGGGCUCCUAUCUGAGGAACGGCUGGAACGUCAUGGACUUCGUGGUCGUGCUCACCGGUAUUUUGUCGUCAGUGGGGUCUCAGCUUGACCUGAGGACGCUACGAGCCGUCAGAGUGCUGCGACCACUGAAACUGGUGUCUGGGAUUCCCAGUCUGCAGGUGGUGCUCAAGUCCAUUAUGAAGGCUAUGAUCCCCCUGCUUCAGAUUGGCUUGCUGUUGUUCGUGGCCAUCCUUAUGUUCGCCAUCAUCGGCCUGGAGUUCUACAUGGGAAAGUUCCACACUACCUGCUACGACAAAGUCACACGAGAGGUAGUGGACGCAUUACCAUGUGGCACAGAGUUGCCGUCCCGGUUGUGUCCUAACGGCACGGUGUGUGACAGUCACUGGAUUGGACCCAACUACGGCAUCACCCAGUUCGACAACAUCCUGUUCGCCGUGCUCACUGUCUUCCAGUGCAUCACCAUGGAGGGAUGGACAGACAUGCUCUACUACAGUAAUGACGUGGAGGGCAGUGCCUGGAACUGGAUGUACUACAUCCCCCUCAUCAUCAUCGGCUCCUUCUUCAUGCUUAACCUGGUGCUGGGUGUACUCUCAGGUGAAUUUGCCAAAGAGAGAGAGCGAGUGGAGAACAGGAGCGAGUUCCUCAAGCUGAGGCGACAGCAGCAGAUUGAGAGGGAGCUCAACGGCUACCUGGAGUGGAUCUGCAAAGCGGAAGUGAUUUUGGCGGAAGAGGACGGCACAGUGAACUUUGAUGGUACGAGGCGAAGGCCAACCAUCAAAACCAAAAACAACAAGACGGAGCUGCUGAACCCUGAGGAAGGAGAGGACAACAUGGGAGAUGCAGUAGGUUUUGCCCGCUCCAGUUUAAAGAAUGGGAUGGAUGGCUCCAAUUACAGCAAGAGGGAGCGGCGACUGCGAUUCUUCAUCCGCAAGAUAGUGAAGACUCAGGCUUUCUAUUGGACUGUGCUCUUCCUGGUGGGCCUCAACACCAUGUGUGUGGCUGUGGUUCAUUACGACCAGCCUGAGAUCCUCUCCGAUUUCCUCUUCUAUGCAGAGUUUAUCUUUCUCGGCCUGUUCAUGUCUGAGAUGCUGAUCAAGAUGUAUGGUCUGGGCAUCCAGCCCUACUUGCACUCCUCAUUCAACUGCUUCGACUGUGUGGUCAUCAUGGGCAGUAUCUUCGAGGUGGUGUGGGCCACCAUCAAACCAGGAACAUCCUUCGGGUUCAGUGUGUUACGAGCUCUGCGACUGCUCCGCAUCUUCAAAGUCACCAAGUACUGGGCUCCUCUUCGAAACCUGGUGGUGUCUCUGCUGAACUCCAUGAAGUCCAUCGUCAGUUUGCUGUUCCUCCUCUUCCUCUUCAUUGUGGUCUUCGCCUUGUUGGGGAUGCAGCUGUUUGGAGGACAAUUCAACUUUGAAGACGGAACCCCACCUACCAACUUUGACACUUUUGCAGCAGCGAUCAUGACAGUGUUUCAGAUCCUGACAGGAGAAGACUGGAACAUGGUGAUGUACGAUGGCAUCAAGUCCCAGGGAGGAGUGAACGACAAAGGGAUGGUGUUCUCCAUCUUCUUCAUCGUCCUCACACUUUUUGGCAACUACACUCUGCUUAACGUCUUCUUGGCCAUCGCUGUCGACAAUCUGGCCAACGCCCAGGAGCUCACCAAGGAUGAGGAGGAACAGGAGGAAGCAGCCAAUCAGAAGACUGCAAUGCAGAAGGCUAAGGAAGUAGCAGAGGUCAGCCCGCUGUCAGCAGCCAACCUGACUAUUGCUGCUAAGGAGCAGCAGAAGAACCACAUCAAGGGCAACAUGUCAGUGUGGGAGCAGAGAACGAGCGAGAUCCGCCGUCAGAACCUGAUGACGAGCCGCGAGGCGCUCUACAACGAGCUGGAGCAGGAGGAGUGGAAGGUGGGAGGGGAGGGAGAAGAGGUGUCCUACCCACGGAAACCACGUGGCGAUAUGAAGACCCACCUGGACCGGCCGCUGGUGGUCAACCCUCAGGACAACCGCAACAACAACACCAACAAGACCCAACCUGGUGAGCUGCCUCUGGACCAGGAGUACCGGCGCCAGGACAUGGAUCACUACCGCCGAGCCACACACCACUAUCACUACCACCCCCAUCAUCAGAAAGCCACAGGGCCGGACGAUAGAGGGACGGGCCAGCCGGCGGAUACCCGCAUGGAGCGCGGCUUCAGCUGCACGUCUCUGGGCAACGCGGAGGGCCAGCUCGGGGAGGGGAGGCACAGCCACAGGAGCCACCGGGGCCACCGCCACAGGAACAGGGAAGGCAGGGAGGCUCGCAGCGUGUCUCCCCACCAUAGCGAGGGGGUCGACGGGAACAACGAACACAGGAGGUCCCGGCAGCACCGCAAGGCAGCCAGGGAGGGGGAGGAAGGCAGGAGACAUAGAUCCAGAGGGACGGAGGGAGAGGGGGAGAAAGGCGAAGAAGGGGAGGGACGGAAGUCGAGACGGCAUCGCCAUGGCAACCAGGAGAGGAGCAGAGGGCAUCGCACCAGAAAGGAGCACCACAGCACGGGUCCCAGCCUCUCCACCACACGGCCCAUACAGCAGUACAACGAGGAUCUGGACAACUUCCGCAACAACAGCAAGCUGGCCGGUGCCCAUGAGCACCCUUACGCCCUCCCACCGGAUCACCCGGACCAUCCUGACCACGUCAACAACCUGCUGAACUGCCGUGACGCAGACACCCACACCCUCCUCCACAGCAUGGACAGCCUGAUCCUGACCAGCAUGGCCAAACCUGAGUACACCAAAAUAGACAUGCCACCUGUCUAUCCCUACCCCUCCACCAACGCCAUCCUGCAGGUGAACAAGAACGCCAACACCAACCAGAAGAAGAGCGAGGAGAAGAAGGAGGAGGAGGACGAGGGAGGAGAUGAAGACGGCCCCAAACCUAUGCCUCCCUUCAGCUCCUGCUUCAUAAUGUCCACCACCAACCCGUUUCGGAAGUGCUGUCACUACAUCCUGACUCUGAAGUAUUUUGAGUUCAGCAUCCUGUCUGUCAUCGCUAUGAGCAGCAUCGCCCUCGCUGCAGAGGACCCUGUCUGGCCUGAGUCCCCACGAAACAAUGUGCUGCGUUAUUUUGACUACGUUUUCACAGGGGUCUUCACAUUUGAAAUGUUGAUCAAGAUGGUGGUGCUCGGCUUGUUUCUCCACCAGGGCUCCUACUUUCGCGACUUGUGGAACAUUCUGGACUUUAUAGUGGUUAGUGGUGCUCUGGUGGCCUUCGCCUUCACGACUAGCACCCGGGGAAGCAGCAAGGGCAAAGACAUCAGUACGAUCAAGUCCCUUCGCGUGCUGAGGGUGCUGCGUCCUCUGAAGACCAUCAAACGACUCCCCAAGUUAAAGGCUGUGUUUGACUGUGUGGUCAACUCUCUGAAGAACGUGCUGAACAUCUUGAUCGUCUACAUGCUCUUCAUGUUCAUCUUCGCUGUGGUGGCCGUGCAGCUCUUUAAAGGCCGAUUCUUCUUCUGCACGGACGAAUCCAAAGAGUUUGAGCGGGACUGCAGGGGCGAGUACUUGGUGUAUGAUAGAGAUGAGGUUAAAGCUCAGAAGCGGGAGUGGAAGAAGUACGAUUUCCACUACGACAACGUGGCUUGGGCCCUGCUCACCCUCUUCACUGUCUCCACUGGAGAGGGGUGGCCGCAGGUGUUAAAGCACUCGGUGGACUCCACCUUUGAGAAUCAGGGCCCUAGCCCGGGUUUUAGGAUGGAAAUGUCCAUCUUUUACGUGGUGUACUUCGUUGUCUUCCCCUUCUUCUUCGUAAACAUCUUUGUGGCUCUCAUCAUCAUCACCUUCCAGGAACAGGGGGAUAAGAUGAUGGAGGACUACAGUUUAGAAAAGAAUGAGAGAGCCUGUAUAGACUUUGCCAUCAACGCCAGGCCUUUGACUCGCCACAUGCCCAAGAAUAAACUGAGCUUCCAGUACCGCAUGUGGCAGUUUGUGGUGUCUCCGCCCUUCGAGUACAGCAUCAUGGCUCUGAUCGCGCUCAACACCAUUGUCCUCAUGAUGAAGUUUGACGGUGCAUCAAAAACAUAUGAUGAGGUCCUGAAGAACCUCAACAUCGUGUUUACCACCUUCUUCUUCAUGGAAUCAGUCCUUAAGGUCAUCGCUUUCGGCCCUCUGAAUUUCUUCAGAGAUGCCUGGAACAUUUUUGAUUUUGUCUCCGUCCUUGGAAGCAUCACUGACAUAUUAGUGACAGAACUAGGGAAUAACUUCAUCAACCUGAGCUUCCUGAGGCUGUUCAGAGCAGCUCGCCUCAUCAAGCUGCUGAGACAGGGAGAGACCAUUCGCAUCCUGCUGUGGACCUUUGUCCAGUCCUUUAAGGCUCUGCCGUACGUGUGCCUGCUCAUUGCCAUGCUCUUCUUCAUCUAUGCCAUCAUCGGCAUGCAGUUGUUUGGGAAUUUGGCGCUAGAUGACGAGGGAGAGAGUGCCAUCAACGAACACAAUAACUUCAGGACCUUCAUCAUGGCUCUAAUGCUGCUGUUCAGGAGCGCUACGGGCGAGGCCUGGCAUGACAUCAUGUUGGCCUGCCUGGGCGGCAAGGAAUGCGACCCGGCCUCAGGGAACAAAGACCCUGAAUGUGGCAGCACCUUUGCCUACACCUACUUUGUCUCCUUCAUCUUCCUCUGUUCUUUCCUGAUGCUGAAUCUGUUCGUGGCUGUCAUCAUGGACAACUUUGAGUACCUGACCAGAGACUCCUCUAUCCUGGGGCCGCAUCACCUGGACGAGUACGUAAGGAUAUGGGCCGAGUACGACCCUGCCGCCUGCGGGCGCAUACAUUAUAAGGAUAUGUACAGUUUAUUGCGAGUUAUCUCCCCUCCUCUGGGCCUUGGCAAGAAAUGCCCACAUAGGGUGGCCUGCAAGAGGCUGCUGCGCAUGGACCUGCCGGUUGCUGAUGACAACACGGUGCAUUUUAACUCCACCCUCAUGGCUCUGAUCAGGACAGCACUGGAUAUAAAGAUUGCCAAGGGAGGUGCAGACAAGCACCAGAUGGAUGCAGAGCUGAGAAAGGAGAUGAUGGCUAUUUGGCCGAACUUGUCGCAGAAGACACUGGACCUGCUGGUUACGCCGCACAAGGCAGCCACAGACUUGACGGUGGGCAAAAUCUACGCUGCCAUGAUGAUCAUGGAAUACUACCGGCAGAGCAAGACGAAAAAGCUGCAGGCCCUGCGAGAGGAACAGAACCGAACACCAUUAAUGUUUCAGCGCAUGGAGCCGCCCUCUGAGGGAGGGGGCACGGACGGCCAGGGGGGUCAAGGCCUCAACAGUCUCCCCAGCACCCAGCCAGAUAACCCAAACAGCAUACCUCCCGAGGGUGGCAUGACUGAGAGCCAAUCGUGGGUGACGGCCAAAGCCCAGGAAAUGUUCCAAAAGACGGGUAACUGGAGCCCCGACAGACCCUACCCCGACAAUCCUCACGACAACCGUCACAACCCCCAGACGGUAGAGAUGAGGGAGAUGGGGCGGGACGGGUACUCCGACACUGAGCCCUAUCACCCAAUGGAUGGGCAUGGGCGGACCCUCUCCAUGCCCCGCCUCUCGGCAGACAACCAAAGAGCUCAUGCUGUUUCGCGGAGGAGACACAGGCCUCGCGGAAAUAACCUCAGUACCAUCACCGACACCAGUCCGAUGCGCCGCUCCACCUCCAGCCUGGUCCACGGGCGUACGGGCCGGGGCGUGAGGCUGGACGACUACUCCCUGGAGAGGGUGGUGUCUGAGGAGGGGAGACAUGGGGGAGGACGCAGACACAGGGACAGGAGUCACGGGGCCUCCCAGCGCUCCCUGACCAGAUACACUGACGCCGACACGGGUCUGGGCACAGACCUCAGCACGACCACGCAGUCGGGCGACCUUCCUCCCAAGGAGCGCGAGCGGGACCGCGGCCGGACCAAGGACCGUCGUCACCACCAUCACCACCAUCACCACCACAGCUCCAUGGACAAGGAGCGCUACGGCCCUGACAGACACGAUUACUCCCACAGGCACCCCCACAACCGCCACUGGUCCCGCUCUCCCAGCGACGGGCCUGAUGGACGUGGACACAGACAGGGCAGUAGUUCGGUGAGCGGCAGCCCGGUCCCCUCCACCUCGGGGACCAGCACUCCGCGGAGAGGGCGUCGCCAGCUACCCCAGACCCCUGCUGUACCCCGACCGCAUGUCACCUACUCCCCUACUGUCCGCAAGCCCAGCUACGGCCCCCCGGGGCCGGGCCGUCUGCGCUCGCCCUCCCCCAGACACUUCUCCCCGCCAGACCACGACAGAGGCUACCACCACCGACCCCCUUCGCGCCAGGUUUCUCCCCACCACGGGGCAUCCCCGCCCCGGCACGGUUCGCCGCGCUCCCCCAGGCACCAGUCCCCGCGCUCGCCCCUCCACGGCUCGCCCAGGUCCCCUCACCGAGGCCGCUGGAGCGGGCCCCCGCCCGGGGACAGCCUGGAGGGCGACGGACCCUUCUACGAGCGUGACUACGAGUACGAGCGGCACCAUGAGCCCCCCGCCUACGAGCAAAGCCUCUCCCACGGCAACCCGCACCCACAUGGGGGAAAUCCUCACCCGCGCUCGCCUAGGACUGCCCGCCACGGGCCCCCUCCGCCCCCUCACCCGCAUCCACGCAGGGUCCCCAAUGGCUACCGCUCAUCCUCACCUUCCCCACAUCGGCGGGGGCCCCCCGGGGCACCCCCCCAUCCACACCACCGCCCCCCCCACGCCCGAGGGCCCCGCAAGGGCCUGCAUGAACCUUAUAGCGAGACGGACGAGGACGACUGGUGCUAGCGACCACAGGAAGCGAGGGAUAAGGGCAGGAGAGGAGAAGAAUAGCAGCCUCCGGUGCUCUGGCCUUGGAUAUGUAGACUUUUUUUUAAUAAAGCAGAGUUGGUGA
This is a messenger RNA of Perca fluviatilis (European perch), 8144 nucleotides long. RefSeq names its product calcium channel, voltage-dependent, P/Q type, alpha 1A subunit, b (gene cacna1ab). The transcript has 52 exons. Gene Ontology annotation, cellular component: membrane; neuronal cell body; voltage-gated calcium channel complex. The coding region runs from base 365 to 8038 and encodes 2557 amino acids. Gene Ontology annotation, biological process: chemical synaptic transmission; calcium ion import across plasma membrane. The record is from RefSeq and is a predicted model, not a curated record. Gene Ontology annotation, molecular function: high voltage-gated calcium channel activity. NCBI's taxonomy places the organism in Eukaryota, Metazoa, Chordata, Actinopteri, Perciformes, Percidae.